Cinara cedri is the source of this 14529-nucleotide messenger RNA. NCBI's taxonomy places the organism in Eukaryota, Metazoa, Arthropoda, Insecta, Hemiptera, Aphididae. The record is from the annotation of a GenBank genome assembly.
CAUUAUUCGCCUUGUUAUCGAUGGAAAUUAACACAGCGACCUUUUGCAGCGGUUUUCGGUAUACUGUGUGCGUAUUGUAAACCUUAUCAUCCGAGUUUUGUGUAUAUUUUAUUAUAUAUCUGUUGAAAAUUUAUUAGAUAAUAGUUGUUUAAUACAUACAAUUUGUAUUUAUUAUUAGACACAGUGCAGUAUUAAACGUCGACCGGUUAUUUAACAGCGAAAUUUAAAUGACCAUUGAGCUGAUAUCAAUCGCCGCGAGUGUAUACUAUCAUCGCAUAGAGACGUUCAUUUUAAAUAUUCAAAUGUAUAAUUAAUAUUGCAUCAACAUAAAAAAAAAAAAAAAAAUGUGAAUGUGUUAACUAUAAUGAAAUUAUUAUUAAAUUACUAUUAACCGAAAGACAUUUUUUUUUUUUUUAUACUAUUAUUAUAAUAAAUCGGUAAUUUUAUCGUUUUAAUAUCGGCGGAGUAUUACCUAUAUUAUGAUACAAUUAUAAUCGGUUUACCUACCGAAAAACACAGAAAAGGCGAUUUAACAACAUUAACAAAUACAUCGUAUACGAAGAAAAAUACUAUAUACACCUACACGUAUCACACCCAGAGAGUAUCUUUAUACUUUCCUUUUUUCUUUUUUUUUUUGUCGAUCUCGUAUCACAAUUUGCCAUCGCAGUAAGUCAACAAUAACCAUUUCGUUUAUAGAAUUACCUACCUAACAAUAUUAUUUAACAUAUAAUUGUAUUAAUAUGAUAUUUUUGUUUAAACCGUCUCAAAAGUUUCGAGUCAAAUAGAACGCUUAUAUUGAAUUGGUCGGGGGAGGAAUAUCGAACAAUGUUAUAUUUAUUAAAACUAAAUUUUUGUAUACACGAAUUCUUGUUUACUGAUUCCGUUUCAGUAUCAUAUUCAUCUAUAAUAACAAUGGGAAUUUAAAAUUUUUUUAAUAUUCAUAUUCUGGAAUUUAUAUUUGUUAGAAUAAAUAUUUGUUUUGCGUUUAUUUUACCCACCCCUAAAAAAAAACUCGAAAAUAGAACAUAACAAGUAGCUACUGCUCCACGACAUAUCAUUGUAAACGAAAGAAAGAUUCUGAGUGGAGUAGUAUUAGUAGUGUAAGUCGUAGUAUAUUGCCCUGUAGCCCAGAAAUUAACAAAAACAAAACCGAUAUAUCCGACAUUUAUUGUUAAUUUUAUUAAAUUUGAUAGAAAGACUGUUGGGAAUUUUAAAUGUUUUUUCUCAUUAAAUACGACAAAAACAUUGUAAUUCAAAUAAAAUAACAACAAAAAACCGUCGAUAAAUAUAUGAAAUAAAGUACCAUGUCAAGCAAAAAUUUUGCAUCUUUUGAUGUAUUGCGUCGAAAAAUUGAAACAUUUGUCUAUCCAAAAAAAACAACAUAAAAAGCAAUUUUUUUUGAAAAAGUAUUGAGAAAUUUGUAAAAAAUUUGAAAUUAAAUACCAUUGGGCAAAAUAUCCGCAUCUUUUAAUGUAUUGCAUGGGGAAAUUGGAUCUUUAUAUAUUAAGUCAAAAAGUGUUUUCCGGGGAGAAAAAACUCAUAUUCUAGCAAAACCAAUACAUUUGUAACUAUGCUCUGAAGUCUAAACCCAAUAUCGUCCUCAUUGUUUUAGUACCCAAGAUCAGACGACAAAUUGACACAGAUUUACAAAAUUAUAUCUUCUAAAGGUUAAAAGUAGACUUAUCGAAUUGUUUAUGGAGUUUUAUGUAUUGAAUUAAACGUGACAAAAAAUGCUUCAUGCGUUGUAUGGAAAUGUAAAAGAACUAAAAAAAAAAAAUACCAUCGAAUAUAGUAUCUUAUUCAAUAAAUAAUACACAUUAUGUUCAGUAAUUAUAGAUUUAUAUUUUUAACAUAGUUUUGAAUUAGUUAGAAUUUUUGUUGUGAACUAUAUAAAAAAUCGGACUAUAACACACCACGCUAAGGCUAAUAAUAAUAUUUUCAAAAUGCCGGUAAGAAUCUACAGAAACUAUUGCUAUAACUAUAUAACUAUCAAAUUUUCGUAGCCAUUUUAUUCUCGCUGACUCUUUUUCUAAGUCUACCAGAAUUCAUUCAAAAUUAUCACGACGAAAAAUGCCAGUUUAAUGAUACAAAUACAUAUAUUACAAAUGGUCGUUUUUGAUUUGACUAUACUUAAAAACGUUUUGAAUAAUAUAAAACUCCUACGUCACGUAAUUAUAAGUGAAAUUUCAGGAGAGGGGGGGGGGCGUUAAAAUAAAAAAAUAUUUUCAAAAUGUAUGCUAAAUGAAUAUGGAUUAAAUUCGAUUUAUUAAAGUUAUUAGUUUAUAUUGUUAUUCCAGGAGAGUGUUCCGUUUUGCUCGUUGUUUAUUAAAAUGUUAAUUAAAAAAAAAAAAAAAAUCAUCGUACUUAAUAUGCGGUACCUUCUACCUAUAGUUGCUAAUAUUGCAAUUAAAAAAAAAAAAAAUCAUCGUACUUAAUAUGCGGUACCUUCUACCUAUAUAAUGAUAGUAAAAUUGUUUUGUUUUUUAUUGAAUAAUGUUAUGUAUAUUAUUUGUUUUACAUAUUCUAUAGACGGGAAAUAUAAAUUGGAAAUAUUUUACGAAAACACGUAAUGCAGAAGGUGUGGUACAGUUAUAUGAAAAUGAUAAUAACUAUUUUCGGUAUCGCGACCCGGUCGCACAUUAACGUACCGCACACGAAAUAGAAGCUUACCCCCACGUGGUUUUGCAUAACAAAUCCGAGUUCGUUUUCGAUUAAUUUCCUCCGUUCCAUUGCCCCUUCGCUCCCCGCCCGCAUCCAUUCCAAUGCGUAGAACGUCCUAUCGGUAAAAAUAUAUAAGACGCGCAGCGGAUAUAUAGGGCGUUUUUUUUUUUUUUUUUUCAAAUAUAUUCGAACGGGAGUAUAAAAGCGAUUCGGCAUGGUCAGAUAGUGUAAAAUAUUAUCAUAUAUAUAUUCCACGUUAUAAUAUUUGUAUAUCGUGUAGGAUUUUUUUUUUUUUUUUUUUUUUUUUAAUAAUAUAAUUAGUAUUUUUACGUUUUCGCCGUUUUACUGCCAAACCGUUCUAUAUGCAAACACGUAUAGCGCCUCGUUCUCCGAGUGCGCCGUUUUGAUUAAUAAUUAGACACGGCCGUAUAAUAUAGGCAUAGCAAUUAUUAUUAGAGUUUUUUUUUUUAAUUUCAGUAUAUACUAGUUACCGGUGUUUAACGCGAAAUCCAAAUGAAAGAAGACUCGGUGGACUUUGGAUACGGGAUAAAAUCCACAUUAGCACAAGUAACGCAUCAUAAAUUAUUAUCAAUAUUAAAAUUAAGAUGUUUAUUUUAUUAAUUUAUGUAUAUAUAUGUAUAGAACAUAUAGAUAAAAAUACAUAAAUGUGUAUGCAGCGUGGAAACGUUAAUGUUGAAAAUAUCACUUAACAUCGAUCCUUGCACACAGACAUAAAAUUUUGAUUAAUUUUUUUUACGGUUAGUUGUUAUACUCAGUAUCUAUAUACCUACUCGACAUUUUCGACGUUUGAUUAGACGUAUGCGCUCACUCAAUAAAAAUUUCUUUUCUUAAAUAACACACCUUAUUUGUAACCAGUAGAUAUUUUUUUCGUAUUUUUUUUUUCACGAAUUUUAGUGGUCAAACCACUUUUCCGAGUCCAAAAUUAACCGGUAAUUUUAAUUUAUUCGGCAUUCAACAUGUUUGAUGUGUCAAUUUCAUAUAUUAUUUUUGACAAUAUUUACUAAAACUGCAAUUGAAACGUGAAUAACUCGGGUUUCAUUAUUCUAUAUUUUUAUUCGUAUUUUACUGGACAUUCAAACAUACUAUACUACUUUACUAAUGACACAGAAAUAUCGCUAAUAUUUUACUUAGAAUUGUGCUUUGAUCACUAAAAAUCAUGAAAAAAUAUCUAAUAAUUAAAUAGGAAGGAUUCUAUUGAAGAAAGUUACAUUGUGCAUCUAAUCAACAAAAAAAUAAUGCCGAGUGUGUAAAAAUGUAUAUUACUACUAGGUAUUAAGUAGUACUAAGUAUAACAACUAACUAAAAAAUCAAAAUUUAAAUUGCAUAGCUCUAUAGGUAUAUGUAUAUAUACAUAGAUGAUUCGAUGCGAGAUUUAAGUACUAGUGCUGAAUAGGAAUUUGAUAAAUCUGAAAUUGGUCAAUGCAAUCCAAAUUAAACAGAUUGUUUAACAUUUGUUUAAUCCGGGCAAAUUCGGAUUGAUUCGGAUAAGUAAUCAGAAUCAGUAAAUAUAAUCGGUAUAUCUUACAAUGUCUUUCCGUACUUUCGGACGAAACAAUGAUGUAAUCCAGCAUAAAAAAAAAAAUUAAAUAAAAAUCGAAAUUCAAAAUUGUAUAACACAAAUUAACCAAUUCAUUUUUUAUUUGCCACCCCUCCACCCUUAUUUGCAUAAUACAGUGAAUAGCAAGCGUUCGACGCUCGUUUCGUUAAUUUCGGCGGCGUAAAAUAGAUCAAAUAUUCACUUCGAAUAUUAUUUCCAUUGUUAAAACAACAAUAUUAUUCCAAAAGGAACCGACAAAUUCUAAACUCGAAGAACGGCCAACCGAUAGUUCUAUCGUUAUCGUCUCGAUAAAAUUCGGCGUUUGUUUCUGCAGUUUCGCAGCGUAUACCUCUUGAUCAUAUUCCGGUUUCCAGUAUAUUAUACUCUCCAUGAAUUUUCACCGCCAACGCUAAAUACCUGUCACGUCUUUCUACACAUACAGUAGUUCUGGAAUUCACAUAAUCUAUAGAUGUAUAUAGAAAUUUAAAAAAAAAAAAAAAAUCUAUUUUCAUACUUAUUACCUAUACUCAUACGCGUAGUAUACGGCCGGAAUGUUAAUUAUAAAUUCCUUUUUCUUCAGUGUUUGUUGCUGACGACGACGUAUUUCCUGAACGUCCAGCAAGGGAUAGACAUGAUGAUGCCGACUGUCAUCAUCGGGGCCAUGAACAAGAGCCGGUACGCCAAUAUCACGGACGGGAUAGAUGUCAAUGUCGACGACACCAUACCCAGCAUAACUGACGAACAGUUAUCGUGGAUCGGUGAGUCAUUUAUUACAAUAUAAUAAGCUAUUCGAGAUACUCGACAAAAAUUAUUAAAAAUAUGCUACAUUUGAUAAAUCGAAAGAGCGAGAUUUCUUUUCAAAAACUUGUUUGUAGGCAGAAAAAAUAAAAAAGAGCUGUACUAGUGGCAGAUGCGGCCACUAUUGUAGGUGGGAAGGUGGAAUGCAUAAAGUUCUUUAACCUGUAGGCUGUAACUAACGAUAAACCAUUGUAGGAUGAAAAGCAAUUCAGAGUGAAGUUCAAAUUUUGAUUUAAAUUUGAUUUAAAACUUAAAUAUAUAUAUAAAAAAAAUACUACACUGAACUUAAUGAUCAUUUUAUAAACCAUUAUAUUAUAACCAAUCAUUUUAUUUUAUUUUAAUUAGUGAAUUAUGGUUUAUAAUGAACCUUCUGUCAAAUUUCCAAGCACUUCUAUUUAGUUUAACAAUUUUAUCCUCAGAGUGAUUAAUUAACUUACCAAAUAAAAAAAACUCGCAAAAUUAAAAUAUCUUUAAAUAGCUCAAAAAUUGCUUAAAUGUUUUAAAAUUUUUAUUACGUCUAAAAAAAAAAAAAAAACAUACGUUUUCUGUCAUAAUUUUAAGCCACUAUGAAUAAUUCUGAAUGAAUUAAAUUUAAAAAAAAAAACAAAAUUUAAAAUUAUAAAAGAUUUAUUUUCGUAAAUUGUCCCGUUCUUUCUACUUAUUUUUCGGUUUUGCUUAAUAAUUAAAAAAACUACAAAGAUAAUCAAAAAAAGACUUUCUUGAUCACCAACUUAAUCACCAAAUUGAAAAUUUAACAAAAAAAAAAUUAUAAUUAUUUAUAUAUAAUAUUAUACAUUUAUAAUUUUCUUUCGGUUUUUCUCAAUUAUUUCGGAAACCCCUAGGAAAAUCAAAAAAGUUCUAUUUAAUUUCUUUUAAGAAAAGGUGUUUCACUUAUUACUGUGGACCAAGUUUUCUUGUCAAAAAGUUGUUUACAGAGAAAGAAAAAUGAAAAAAAAAUGCACAUUACAGUGUCUUUUUCUCGAUAAUGCCACCGUUCUCCCCUCUACUGUGCAUUACGCCCUCGUAUCAACUCGGAUUUCUCGAGCCAAAACAAAAUUUAAUACGACAAAAUGAGAAUUACAAGCGACGGUGAAUAUAUCAAUAAAAUAUAUUAUUACACUCGAAGUGACAUUUCUCUUUCGAUAUUCCAAUAUCGGUGUUGUGUAUGUAUCGAAAUCAUUUACAACUAAGGGCUCCAUGUACAGGAGCUGGAGCUGCAUCCCUUCAUGAGGUCGGUAAGACGGAGCUCAGCCCCCAAAAUUCUAAUAUUAUAUUAAAAAUCAAUAUUUGUCAUGUUCAUCUUCAAAAUCCUAAUUUUGUUUAUAACAAAUUAAUUAAGAAAGAUAAAAUUUUUUUUUUUUUUGGGGAGGGGGGUUUUGUAUGUAUUAAUAAAAUAUUGAGUCCCCCAUGACAUUUUCAAAACUUGGCACCAGUGGCUACCAGGUUGACUAACCGCUUCAAUGAGGGUUGACCGCUUGAAAAUUGAUAAUUAAUCAGUUGUUUUAUCACAAGUUGGAAAAAUAAAGUAGUUGUAUUCUUAGUUCUGGCUGAUAAUAAACAUAAAACAUACACGAAAAAAAGAAAAAAAAAAACUUUAAUAUUUAGGUAACUACAAAAAUGUUGGGCAGUAAAACACAGUUUUUAAACUAGUAGAGUAUUAAAAAAGCCAAAAAAUUGUAUAAAUUAUGGGUUGCAUAACUUAACUUUUUUUUUCUUUAAAUUAAAAAUCGAAAAAUAUUCUAUCUUUUUUCUACCACAGUGAAUAAUUAAAAAGGUUUUUUUUUUAGUGUACUAAACCAUGAGAUACGUUUUAUACGAAAACAACGACGAAAAACCUAAGUAUACAAAAUAUUAUUACAUUGAUAAUGAAGAGAAAUAAGUGAAAACAAAAUUAUCUACAUCCCUAAUUGUUUUUCACUAAUUAAAGGUGAUAUUAUUAUUAUCUACAACAUCCGUGGGCUAACUUAACGAUGCGUUAACUGUUGGAUAGAUAUUAUCUAAGAUUGCGUUGGCGUGUGGCAGCUCGCGUAUGCACAAAAACACCAACCACCAAAGUUGUAAUAACAACAAAACCAUUGUUUAUGACGAUUGUCACCACAGUUGGACAAAAAUAAUAAUCUUAUAAACCUAAUAAUAUCUUAUUCCGUGAUAAUAUAAUAAGGUCACUAAUAGAUAGUGGUGAUAAAUUAAAUAAUUUACUUCAGAAAAUAGUGUAUUUUAUGAAAAAAAGUCCUUAUUUACUAAUUAUUAUUACAGUUAAAACUUGAAAAAUAUAAAAAAAAUAUGUGUGUAUUAUAAAUUAUAUAUAUUUAUCUAUGGCUUAGUGCGAAAAGGGUAAAUGUCACAUUUUGUAAUUGUUGGAAAACGGGCUUUGAAAUUUUAUUCCCCCAUAAGGCUCUGUGUAUUUUAUUAAAAUUAAACGUUUGUGGAAUUUUCAAUUUUCACAAAAAUUUAAACUAAUUUUAUUUAGAAAAUGAUUAAUUGUACAUAUAUAUUUAUGUAUAUAUAAGCGAUCAAUGGGGGGGGGACUUCAGUCCCUUAGCUCUUUCCCCCCCUGCGUACGCCACUGCCUGGCGCCUCUGUUUACAACGGUCGUUAUAGUUUAAGUAUUUUUAGCGGAAUCCUUGUAAACUUUCGCGAUUGAAGUGUGCCACUAACUUUUUGUAUACUAGAUAAACAUUAUGUUUGAAUAACCGCGACAAAGUUUUCAACGUUCUUAUACACGUCCGGAUUAAGGAUGAUAUUACAAGAACCGGGCGAAGAACCAAAAUCCGUCGAUAUUCCUGCAGCUUAAAGCAGAAUAUACAACAUUUUGCAAUAUAUUUGAAAAUUAUGUUAAACAGUUUAUAAUAAUGUCUAUUCUGAGCUACAACUGCGCGAUUUGAAAUCAUUUCGACGGUUUUUUUUUUCCGCUUCGAUUAAACGUCAUCGUCGGGAACACGAUUGUUAUGUCAUUUCCAAUUGAACGAUUUCUAUAAUUUCGAAAUCAUUUAUUGACGUCUUGUUUAAGGUUUUUAAUUAAUUGGUGCAUGCCCACAGAUUCCGCGUACCAAUUUAUUUAUUCAAGUUAUCGUAUAUCGUCGUGACGUCGCUACUAUUUACAUAUUUCGUAUACUACAAUAUCGUAUCAAAAUGUGAUAACUUUCAACUGAUAGCGUACAUUAACUGGUGAAAUUCGACCAAACUGUUUCAUUGGUACAAUUAUAUCAAAAUAAUAGUGUAAUAGCAGUAAUAUUGUACAAAUUACGUAUUUAAUCGUCGUAUUAAAACAUGUUAUAACUAGAGGUAGAGAGUAGUACGUGCGACUCACCAGUCACCACCAUAUUAAUACACUUUGUUCAGUGCUCAUUUCAGAGGAGGGGGGAAAGUAAGAAUGGAGGUCUGAAAUAAACACUAAUUAUAUUAGGUACGUCCUGCAAUUUGAUUGGCGAUUAAAGAAUAUUGUAAAUAUAAUUAUUGUUUCAAACUAAAAUAUUAUAAUAUUAUGCGUUUAUGAACAGUAACUCAAAUAAAUAACUAGACACCUGGACAACCUGGUACAUGGGAAAAUCUGAAAAUUUGUUUAAAGCUACAAAGGUAUACAAUACUUCUUAAUCUCCCCGAAUCUCUUUGUAAUUUUUACGUAGCAAUUGUUGAUAAUAAUAAAAUAUUAUAAAAUGAGAAAAAAAAAAUUAUUUACACAAAUAAUUUCUAUUGCUCGUUCUCCGGGCGGCCACUUGUUUUUUGAAAGGCCUCCAGUAUGAUAUCGGGGUUUCAAAGGCUCACUUGGCGAACAUUCCCGAAACUUCUCACACCGCUGGUUAUAAACUUUAGAUAUACUUAAAACAGUAAUAAAAGAGUUAGGUAGAUAAAAUUUAUAUGCAAUUCGGUCCGGUUUUCCAAUUAAACAAUUAUAAUUUAUUUAGAAAAACAAAAGUUUAUCUAGUUGGUACAAACAAAUGAGUAAAAAACAUAAAAAAGUACAUUUCAAACAAGUAACAAAUAUACAAAUAACUAUUACGCCUCAUGACCGUUGUACACAAUCGUUAUUAUAAUUAAAUUGAUAGCAAAAAAAAAAAGUCUCAUGAAUGUAACAGAUAAAACAUGGUCGAGAAUUCUCAAUAUUAUACUUAUUUUCAUUAACUUUGUUCUAUUAUUAACCGACCCUCGAUCACGAAAAAUCACGAUAACAACUACACGAUAUCACGGUGGCCUCACGUUUUUAUAACGCUCCCAAUAAUAUUAUAUCACGGUUAUAGAUCAUUUAGAUUAAUCUCGGUAUCGAUUUUUGGACUAGUUCGUAGAAUACACAUAUUAUAUUUUAUAUAUUCGUAGUUAUUGUACCAUAAUGUGCGGUUUCGAGUAUAAUGUACGAAUGAUUUUCAAACCUAAGUCGUCUAAGAUAUUUGUUUUUUUCAUAAAUUAUAAUCUUUACCAUAUUAUUAUACAUGAUAACCCGAAUAGUUUCCAUGAACUAGCAUAUUAUAAUACCUACUUAUUGCGAAUGUUUUAAAAUAAUUCGUGAAAAAUACAUAUAUAUGAACGAAAAAAAAAAGAGCUUAUACUGGGGACGGAUGUGUCACUGUAGUAGGUAGGAAGUUAGAGAAGCAGAAUACAUAAAGUUAUUUAAUAUAUACAUUGUUAGUAACGAUAAACCAUUGCUAACGAUAAACGACUGGGAACCAAGUUCAACUAAACAUGUUUUAAAAGGCCGGAAUAUUUACGAUUUUCUUCAAAAUUGUACACGAAAACUCUAAAAAAAAAAAAAACACAAUGUAUACAUUACACUUAUUUUAGAUUCCGAGUGUAGCGAAAAAUGUAUUGGUUUUACAAAGAUGUUUAUUUUUUUUUUUUUAUAUACUGUUUACGAAAAUUCUACUAGAAAUCUUACUCCGAUAUAUAUAUAUUGUAGACCAUUUUCUAAAAAGAAAUUUCCUUGGGGUGAUACUUUAAGAAGGUCAUUUUUCGAUUUUCUCAAGAGUUUUCUCAUAAAAUAUGUAAAACCGAAAAAAACGGUAAAAUUUACGAAAUAUAUUAGUAAAAUAUUACGAUUUUCGUAAGCAAUGGUUUAUCGUUGCUUACAGAUAUACAUUAAAUUCCCUUCUGUAUCCUAUCUUCCUUAAUUAGAAAGGAAAUUAGCAUUAUUUUUUUAUAUUUCAAUCGAUUCUAAAUUUUAACUUUAAAAAUAUCUAAAUUUAUACGAAGAUGAUUUUAUACACAGGCAGUCUGGUGUAUUUGACUCCGCCGCUAGGCAGCUUGUUCCUGUCGCUAGUCCAGUCGAAUAUGGGCCACAGAGUAUGCAUGGCAUUAACUAAUCUCAUCCAGUUCAUGUCGGUGGUGGUUGUCGUUAUGUUUCCAGUCACGGUAAACGCUCUGUACGUGUGUUCUAUGUUGAUGGGCCUGAGCACGGGGUUCGCUACAGGCCUUUGCAUAUCGUACAGUGGCGAAGUAUGCGAUCCCAAAGUGCGGAGUUCGCUUACUUCCGCCCUAAAUGUGUUCUAUUUCGGUGGCUACUUUUUCAUCACCACCCUGUACGCUAUUACCACACAGUGGAAGAAAACGCUGUUGAUCACUGUCGCCGUGCCCCUCAUCAACUUUGUGGCACUCUCUCUGGUAAGUAACUGUUAAGUUAAGUUCGUAUCAUUUCACCAUAUAUUUAUUUUUGUAUUCGCAGACUCCAGACUCACCUAUGUGGUUGCUGUCCAAAGGUAAAACGGACAAAGCGCGAAAAACCCUGUGUAAACUCCGGGGGUGGGAAACUGAAGAGAAAUGCGCCAAAGAGUUUGAAGAGAUGGUUGAGUACGUGUCUUCGUCAACCACAACGGGUAAUUUUUGUCUUUAAAAAUAUAGUUGCCGUGUUAUUUAAAUAUUGUCAUGUAUUGUUAACGUUUAUAACUAUAGAAGAACCAAAAAAGAAGACGAACAGCUGGAUCAGCUUUUCGCACCCGGGACUGUGGAAACCGCUCAAGUUCAUGAUGAUUUACAUAUUCUUCUCAAACAUCAUGUCCGGCGUACCGUUCACGCCGUAUCUGGUGGACAUAUUCCGAACAUAUUCCAGCACGGUAGACGCCGAGUGGGCCACGGUAAUAACCACAACAAUAAACGAAAAAAAAGAGCUGAUAUUGGGGGCGGGUGUGGACACUGUUGUAGGUGGAUAGUUGGGAAGGAUAAUAGUAAGGUCUUACACAAGAGUAGCUGGUAAACAAUUGCAUACGUAUUUUUUCUCCUACAAAUGGGGUGCGUUAAUUCCUACACGAAUAUAAAAAAAUGCAUAUGUAAGUUCCUAGAUGGUAAAAAUAAGAUGCGUAUGUUAGUUCCUACACGGCGGAAAAUAUUAUACAUGUACAUUCCUACAGAGUAAAAAAAAAGUUCAAAUGUUAUAAGUGUAUACUUAUGCUAUAUCAUGGAUUAUAGGCGUUUAUAUUUAUUACUAAACUAUUAUUUCAUAUAUCAAAUGCACUCAAAUUGAUUAUAAUGUCUAAAAAAUAUAAUAAAAAUGGCAUAAUACCUAAUACAUUAAUUCAUAAAUAGAUGAUUAUUCGUGUUGCUUUGAAUUUUUUUAUUUCAUUAAGCAAACGCAGAUGUUAGAGGUUGAUCACCACCAUCUAAGUGUUAUUGGACAGAGCCGUGGGAACGAAACAUCCCCUCUUCACCAGUUUACCAUUCCACAACUAUAUGCAUUAAGUCAUGGUGCAAAUUUAUAUUCUAUGAGUAUCAAAAAUUAAUAAAAUUGACACUUCAUAUAUUUUAACAAUUACUUAUAGCUUUUUUAUUUCGGUAUCACUAAGUACGACUUAUAAUGAACCUCCAGUCAAAUUUUCAAGCAUUUAUGUUUAUUCUAACAAUUUCACUGUCAAAGUAAUCAAAGUUGGUAUCGCCACGGAUUACUCUUUAAAUGUUGUGAAAAAUCCAAGUAUUCGAAAAUAUUGGCUUUAACUAUACUUAAAAAUUCCAAAAAUCGAAAUUUGAAUACAUGCAUAGUUUAAUCAAAAAAUGAGGUGAACACGUUUAGUAAAUUACUCUGUAUGUGUCGUAUUAUGGUAAAGUAAUUAAAUAAGCAUUAUUUAUUUUCUUUAAUAAUAUUCGUUUAAUAUUGUACCGAUUUCCUCGGUUUUUCACAUUUGCUGGAAAACUCUUGGGAAAAUCGAAAAAUAACCUCUUUAAAGUACUUCGCUAAAAUAAAUAAAUAUUUUUGUAAAAUCAUAAGCUUCUUCGCUCCACUCUGAAUCUAAAAUUCAACGAAAACAAUCUCUUGUCGUUUUUCUAUUUGAGCAAUAUUUAUGGUAGUAGUAUUUUUUUUUUUUUUGACUUUUGAGUAUAUACACUUUGUCAAAAUAUUUUUAAAUAACACUUUUUAUUCUCGGAUUUUUAUUGUACGACUUAUUGACGCCAAACUCGUUAAUCGUUCUCGACUUGUUCAACGGUUUUUCAUUUACGAUUUUCGAAAACGAACGCAUGUGACGACACUUGUUCGCACGCUCGCGGUUACUGACUUUAGGUUUCUAACUAGUUAGGUUCAAUUUGUUUUAUACCAUAAUAUGUUAAUAUUGUAAACCUAAUCGUUUAAUUAUUAUCAUUACGCAGUCGGCGUACAUGGCGUUCAGUAUGAUCGGCAACAUAUUUACGGUAUUACUGGUACAACGGCUGGGCAAACGAUGUCUGGUGCAAUUGACCAUCGCCAUCUGUUCGCUGUGCUACCUGUGUAUCGGAUCCAUGGACUUUUUUGUCGUCAACAACGAAUACACGUCGUGUGCGAUUUUGUCACUGUUCUUCCUGUCAGCUUUCUCGUCGUCGCUGGGCAUCAUGCCCAUCGGCUGGGUACUCAUGAGCGAAGUGUUCCCGAUGAAGUACGUAUAAUAUUUCAUGUCAAAUCAGUAAUAAUCACCGUUCUCUUAACCGGCCAUUUUUGUAUUUUCGGCUGUAGGAGUAAAAACAUGGGCUGUAGCAUCGGUUCCGGCGUGUACUUUUUCAUGAGCUUCUUUAUGACGAAAUUCUACUUGGACCUCAGGUAUUGGAUCGGAUUCAAUUAUACGUUUGUGUUGUUCGGCGCUUUGGGUUUCAGUAGCCUCGUUUACUUUUACUUUUUCCUGCCAGACACCGACAACAAAACCCUCAAGGAAAUCAACGAACAAAUCCAACUAAAAAAAUUGAAAAAAAUUAAAACGGUGACGUAGUAUACGCACGCGUUAGGGGAAGAAUGGAAAUGGGUGACGGGCCUAUAUCCUCUCUCUAUUGCCGGAAUGAUUAUCGUCAUAGCUUAUAAGAAUAUUAUAAUAUUAUGUAUAAUGUGAGUAGGUACCUAUAUACCUAUAUGAGUGUGUAAUAAUAAUUAUAUUCCCGCGGCCAAAACGGCGCGGCGGCAGACUAUAACCGCGAGUACCUAUCUAGCAUAAAAAGCAAAAAAAAAAUGUAUACUUUACACUUUUUUCGUUCGAUACGAAACACGUUAUUAUAAUCUUAUUAUUUAAUGUUUAAGCGUUGGAUGUAUUAUAAAAAUGAUUAGCUGCCGCUUUUUAAUAAUAUGUAUAGACUGACUUUCAUACACAGACAAAUUAUUAUGAAUACGUGAAACAAUGUCCCCACAAUAAAUUAUUGUUCAACACCAGUUGAUACGUUUCAAUUUUCUUUCAUUGUUUUUAAGAUUCCGAGAGAGGCAAUGUCUAAUGAUUGUAUUGGUUUUACUGAUGUAUUUCGUUUUUUUCAAAAUUUUCCCGAAAAUAGAGACUAUUGUAUUAUAUUAUGUUUGUUUUAUGUUCAUACAUAAUAUAAUAGGUAUAAAUCUUUUUACCAAUACAUUUAGAAAUUUUAGGCUUCAUACGUCCCUAGAGACCAUCCAAAUGAAGCCAAAGAGAUGACAUUUUAUAUACGCAUAGUGUGAGUAUCAAAGAUAUUCGUUAUUUAACUCUACAAUAUAGUUUGUAAGGAUAUUUGAAUUUAAAUUAUUUUUAUUUGACCAGUAUUUCCUGUGAACGCAUAAAACCAAAGCAUAAAAAUGAUUGGGAAAAGGGUUGAAAUUUAAAACCACUAAAGGCACAUCCUUGAUAGUUACAUUAUGUAUUUACAAAAUUUCAUCCAUUUGGCUUCACUUAGGUGGUCUAUAAGAAUGUAAAAAGCUAAAAAAAACACAUUCCCCUAAUAACAUGGUAUUUCUAAAUUAUCAUAUCUAAAUUCAACUAAAAUUUGAUCUCUUCAAUUCACCCAUGAUAAAACUGAGAUUCCUAAUUUUAAGCUUAUUUGUCCAAAAAGAGCCAUUAAAACUGUCUGUAAAAAAGUACUGGGAAAAAAAAUCUACUUAUCCGUAUGAAAACCGGGAUGUUAUUCAGGGAACUGCGUUACGCGAUAACAUAGGUUUCAUACGGAUUAGUAGAAUAAAAAAAAAAAAAAUUAAUUUAAAAAUAAAUAUUUGUAGUCCUCGUCCCUGUAAGUAAUAUAAAAACUCAAGAAAUUGAUUAUCUUUAUUAUCUCCGGAGAUAUUCAAGGGGUAUAUCUUCGUGGGAUAUACUGUGUAUAUAUGUAUAGGUAUGUUACUCCUA